This is a messenger RNA of Oncorhynchus gorbuscha (pink salmon), 5373 nucleotides long. RefSeq names its product 4-galactosyl-N-acetylglucosaminide 3-alpha-L-fucosyltransferase 9-like. Gene Ontology annotation, molecular function: alpha-(1->3)-fucosyltransferase activity. Gene Ontology annotation, cellular component: membrane. Lineage: Eukaryota; Metazoa; Chordata; Actinopteri; Salmoniformes; Salmonidae. Bases 310 to 1416 code for a protein of 368 amino acids. The transcript has 3 exons. The record is from RefSeq and is a predicted model, not a curated record.
UCCUGAAAUUUUCCACUGAAGCGUAUUGAGGAUGUUUUCUGCCGCUGUCGGAUGUCUCACUGUUUCACGUUUAUAUACUUGAACAGAUGAGUCUGUGACUGAGAAACGAAUCACACAGUUCAACAUUUCUGACUGGGUGUGUGUAGGAAUUACAAACCCGAUCACAGAGCAGAUCACCGAACAUCUCUGAACAAGCUGUAACAAGAAUAACCUGUUGUCUGGCCAAGUCUGAUUAAGUGUUUUUACACAUGAAAAAUACAUUUGAAACCACAAAGCAGAAGAGCAGGUUGGAACUGUAUUCGUAAAGGAAUGCCCAAAAUGAUUUCUGGAGUUGUACACGUUGUCCUGUUCUCGAUCCUUGGUAUAGGAGGAUUUCUGACGCUGUUUGUAAUGUACUAUCAAUCAGCUCCAUCUCAGAUCUGCCCUCCCCAGCCUGCUUUGCCACGUCAUUACUCAAAGCCAUCUGAGAACAGCUCCUUGUCUAAGAAGCAGCCAGACAAGCCCAUCAUGCUGUUGUGGUUCUGGCCUGAAAACCGCAGGUUUGAUUUUAGCGAUUGCACCACUUUCUUCAACAUUGAUGGCUGCCAACUGACAGAUGACCGGUCUCUGUACAACAAGGCAGACGGGGUGCUCAUCUUUCACAAAUCCAUCAAACAUGAUUUAUCCAACUUGCCUCCAUCACCUCGACCACCAUUCCAGAAGUGGAUCUGGUAUCAUGUGGAAUCACCUACAAACACAAUUAGGAUACCUGGUCUAGAGAACCUUUUCAACUUGACCUUGAGUUAUAGGGAAGAUGCAGACAUCCCUGUACGUUGGCGCUUAACUGCAAGGAAAGGUCAGGGUGAGGACUUUGUGCUGCCCAAGAAGGAUAAAUUACUUUGCUGGAUUGUGAGUAACAAUAACCCUGCAACUGGAACAGCAGUAAGGGAUAACUAUUACAGAGAACUUGUCAAACAUAUUAAGGUGGAUGUCUAUGGAAAAGCCUUUGCAAGAUUCUUGAGAUAUGAGGACUACUUCUCAACACUCUCCAGCUGUAAGUUCUACCUCUCCUUUGAGAACUCAGUCCACAGAGACUACAUCACUGAGAAGCUUAACGGACCACUUGUAGCAGGAACUGUGCCAGUAGUAUUGGGCCCACCGAGACAGAACUAUGAGGACUUUGUCCCCGGAGAUUCCUUCAUCCAUAUUAAUGAUUUUCCCAAUGCAAAAGCCCUGGCUGAAUUCCUCCUGAAGUUGGACAAGGAUGAUGAGGCAUAUCUGCGCUACUUUCAGUGGCGUAGAAACUUAUUUGCUCAGCAACAUCUAAUUCAACUGAGUCAAGAGUUCAUCCAAUCUAUUUGUUAUGCCUGUGACCAUAUAGGCAAACAUAAGGAGUACAGGGUUGUUCCUGAUCUUUACAAAUGGUAUUUGGUUUAAUUAGUCUCUUCUGAUUAGCUAUUACCAUCACUGGUGUACCCCCCCCCCCAAACCUAUGAACAGGUUAUGAACCAUGACUAAAAAUGUCUAUAAUGACAGGAAAGUAUCUGUAAAACUGCAAAGUUUUCACACAGCCUUAUGGCAAAGUGUGUAGAAUCGCACAAAAAAUUACAAUUCUCUCUAAAAAUGUAAAAUUCUCUAGCAUGAGAUUACCUAUAUAACUUCACAUGUUUUUGCGAAACUGCGGUAGGCCACUGAUUAACAUCAUAUUGUCAAUAUGCGUAUUUUUCUUGUGGAAAUCUAUUUGUAGAAUAUACUACUCUGCUGUACAGACCCAAGUGCAUUCAACCUCCUUGCGAUACAUUGAGUUUCAUUGUAGGUCUAUUUGGCGGGGAAACAGUCAAGCCAGCUGUAGCCUAUUGUCUGUUUCUGUUCAUUAGUCUUUUUUUAAGUAAAGUGAAACAAUGCUAUGUCUAUUUGUUGCUUUUCAAUAAAUCACGUAGCUGUAAAUUCUUUUAGAAGGGUAGAUUUUAAGGCUUCAAUGGUGUAUUAUAGACUAACGAAUUUAUGAAAAUUAACCGUUCCUACGGAAAUAUUCGGACCUGGCAAAAUGCGACAUUUAUUCGUUUCAAUUAAAAAAAUAUACUCACAUGACAAUUGUGAUUUUAUAGACACAAAUUAUGAAAGCGAUGGAGUCCGUCGGUUACUGCGCUCUCACCAUCAUCAAUAUCAUUAUUUACAUUAUUGAAAUUCACCAAAUAAUUUUGUUUAUAAACCCAUAAAUGAAAACAUUGCGGUAUGUGUAAAGAGACAGUGAAAUAUUAUAUUUCUCAGAAGUUAUACGUGUGUCAAAUCAUUCCUGCACCAACAUGGUUAGAGAUGGGUGUGAUUUGUACAUCUCUUCCUCUUCAAAUGCAUUAUGUGUGUAGGUUUGAGUGAGAGGCAAGAGAGAAAAUAGAGAAGGGAUGUGUCUGAUGAAUCAGGAAUCAAGGGUUUUGCACCAAAUAUCAACAUUUAAGGGGGUUUAUACUCUGCUUGUAUAGUUGCAUCUGUGCCACGGAUUUAUGGCUUUAGAUGUCUUCAAAUGAACAAUUGAUAUGUUGGAUUCACGACUCCAUCUCAACGAAAGAUGAAAGAAUAGGGAUAAAUCAAAUAAACUUCAUUUCAAGUCUGAUUUGACUUAGUUAUAUUAUUUAUCUUGAUUUACUUCUUCAAUUGUUUAUAUUUGUUUGCAUUGACAACCAAUCACAAUUCAAUAUAAUUUUUGAAAUACAUAAAUAGCCUAUUAACGUCUCCAAUUUAACCCAAAAUGUUAAAGAAUGGGAUUAAGCCAGAUGGAACUAUCCAAGCUGUAGAUACAGUACAUCUCCUUUUAAAUGUUGAUUUUUGUUUACGUUGUCAAGUAAACACAAUUCUAUAUUACUUUUGUAAUCUAGUAAAAAUAGCCUAAAGUUAAAGCUGUCUUACAAACUAAUGUAACAUUCAACCUUACAGUGAGGAAGACAUCCAUGGCCACAUUGAGUUUUCCCGGAACUAUACAUUAUAGGAACUAUACAUUAUAGAGUAAUAAUGCAUACAUCUGUUUUAUAAAUCAACACAUUAUCUGGCAUUGUUUUUCCAUUUAAACUUUUAAAUGGUUGAAAGCACAGUGAUAGACAUUUAGAUGAAAACUAAACCAAAAAAUCUGACAUUGUUUUUCCAUUGGAAUUUGGUUGUGCUAAUAGAUGGUUGAAAGCACAGUAAUUACACAUUAGACAUUUAACUAACUUUUGGCUGUCUUUUUGAGUGGGUGAAUAAAUCUUAUCUCAUUGAUCAACAUCACUCUCAACCAUAUCCAGGUGGAAAUGACGUGGUGUGCCCAGUGAGUAGAACCUGAAAGCAUUGUGGAUUUGUUUGCUAAUCCUUCUCUUCAUAGUUCAGUGAAAAUGCCAAUGUUUACAAAUAACUUUCCUGACCUCAUUCGACAUGUAAGCAAAUAGUUCCUGGUUUAUAUUAUAUUGUACGCUAAUUAGCAAUGAGUUCCCCAUAUGGAAAAUUGACUGUAUAUCAAUAUUAGUACAAAAUAAAUUGAUAGACCUAAAAUGAGGCUGUAUAUCGUUAUAUAAAAUGUGCGACUGCGUGAAUGUUCCCUCUUCUGAUCACUUCCAUGUCUCCUUAAAGUCGAGACAGCUGCUUGUUGAUUGUCCACCAUCUCUCUAUGUGUAGGGUACAAUAUGCAGCUUCAGCAUAUGGCGCGUGGAGAGAGGAAUUAUUAUUUAUUUUAUUUUGUAUUUUAUUAGGAUUCCCAUUGGCUGUUGGGAAAGCAUUAGCUAUUCUUCCUGGGGUCCACACAAAACAUGAAACAUGACAGAACAUUAAUAGACAAGGUCAGCUCAAGGACAGAACUACAUACAUUUAAAAACGGCACUCAUAGUCUACACAUUGUUUUACCAUCAAAUCAUACAGUGAAUUGUGAAAGUAUUUAUUCUCCUUGACUUGUCCCACAGCUGAAGUAAACCGUGUGAAACUGGUCAUUGUGAUCUCCACACCUGGCCAAGAAUGUUUUCUUGCCUGGAGCUGCAAAGCUGGUCAUACAAGUAGCUGUCAAGAUCAGGUUUCUAGAUCCCAGGCCAAAACACUGACAAGGUUCUUUAUCUCAAAAAUUAUUGGGGGGUUUCAUGCAAGGAUACUUUAUGGAGACACACAGGAAUGAAAUUGGCAUGAAAGGUGGUGGAAUGGUAGUGGUUUCGAAACAGGGGAAACAGGUAAUAAAUACAUGGUACAUACGAUAGCACAAGAGCAGAACUACCAUUAAGAUACGAGUGUAUAACUGUACAUGCUACCUGUGCAUAUAACAACACAGGUACAAACAGAAGCAGUAUACAAUAUGAAUAUGCAAUAGUUUCAUUCCAAAACACUAUAAAUCCAUUUUUAGAAAUUAUGGUGAAUCUGCUUGUAUUGUUCAAAGAAAUUAUGAAAGCGAUUGGUGUGGGGUUGUUCAAUGACAUGGGGUUGUUCAUUGACAGACAUGUAUUUGUUUAAAAUCUACUUGAUGGUUUCAUUUUAGAGAGACAAAUAAUCAUGUUCCUUUUGUUGCAAAAUGUUAUAUAUGGUUGAUUUCGAAAUACGGGCCCUUUUGGAUGCUAGUUGUUUUUGAAAAUGAAACCUCUUUAAACUGCUUUAUAUCUAUAUGAAUAUUUUCUUCACUCUGUCUGGAAUCAAGAUCUAAUAGUGUCUGAGACCAUACUAUUUAAGAAUAUAAUUUUCUUUAGGGGGAAAUGUCAUUACCACCACAUCAUAAAAUGUGAUAUUUUAGUUGAAAAGACUAUUACAGAAAUUGUGAUGUAGGCAUUUUAUAUAACAUGAUUCUUUUUUUUCAGUAUGUUUUUUUACUAUUUGGAAGUUUUCUUAAUAACAUGUAUUCUUCAUUGUCAUGUCUAAAUGUCCAUAUAUGCCUUGAUGCUACUCAGAAACAUGUAUUUACCACAUCAAAUAUGACAUUUUUUACAUUAUUUUAGGAAUUAUCUUAAGAACAUGCAUAUAAGGUUCACAUAUGGGAAAAGUCAUCAAUAUCAAUUGUAACUGUACACCUUUUCCCUCAAAAAUAUGUACAGUAAUGAUAAUGACUUAGCGUUAGCGUAAUGACUGUCACGACUUCUGCCGAAGCCGAUGCCUAUCCUUGUUCGGGGCGUGCUCAGCGGUCGACGUCACCGGUCUUCUAGCCAUCAUUGAUCCACUUUUCAUGUUCCAUUGGUUUUGUUUUGUCUUCCUACACACCUGGUUUCAAUCCCAUUCAUUACCUGCUGUGUAUUUAACCCUCUGUUUCCUCUCUUGUCCUUGUGAGAGAUUGUUUGUUGUUCAGUAUUCGUGUUGUUUGUAUUGGUGCGCGACGGGUCCUCGUACCCACUUUGUUUUAUUGUAUUCAUGGUUUUGGAGUUAUGUAUUGUUUAAAGUUAUUAAACAACUCCAUCCCACUCA